Molecule: messenger RNA, 219 nt
Organism: Paraglomus occultum
Lineage: Eukaryota; Fungi; Glomeromycota; Glomeromycetes; Paraglomerales; Paraglomeraceae
Source: the annotation of a GenBank genome assembly
AUGACCAAACUGGUUGAUGAAAAUACCACAUUGAGCCAUGAAGAAUCAGAAUACGAAUAUGAUACUGAGUCAGAAAGGAAUGCCGAAGAUUCUUCAUCUGAAGAGGAACAGUCUCUACUUGAGAAUAACAAUCCAAAUAGCAAAUCACAACGGCCAGGGAUUAAAUCGCUCCUUGCGUCAAUGAAGAGAAACUCGUACCAGAAAGUAAAGGAAACGUGA